AUGAACAAUAUGGACAAGAUAAAAUUUCCACUUGGUCGGUUAGACUAUCAUAGGACUGCCCUGAGGACCAUAAGUGAUGGCAGUACCGACGGUAGCAAUAGUAUCGAAAGCGUCCGUCUCGGCGGCGGUGGCGGCGAAGAGCCCGCUGUUGCCGAAUUCUCUGUCUCCUCCCUAUCUCCGUCAACGCAGACCACUGCACUAGAGGACCCCGCCCUGCACGGAUUCAAACCUGCCUCGGCGGUAGCACCCAAGUCUGCGGACUUGGCGACAGAGUAUGCCGGCAUCAAUUCAAUCACCACCACCGUUGCUACUGCUGCAGGAAACUGGAGAGAUUACUUAUCAGCCCCGCAGAACCUCCCUACAAAAGAUGCGCCGUCGCAGAGUGCGGAACCUACAACAGUUCCUCUCGGUGAAUGGAAGGUC
Messenger RNA from Dibothriocephalus latus, 423 nucleotides. The record is from the annotation of a GenBank genome assembly. Lineage: Eukaryota; Metazoa; Platyhelminthes; Cestoda; Diphyllobothriidea; Diphyllobothriidae.